AUGUCUUACGCAAGAGAAGGAAGGUCUGUUUCGCCACGCAAUUCAGGUUCACCUGGUAGAGGCCGGCGGUCAAGAUCGUUGUCAAGGUCGCGUCGAAGUCGCUCCAGGAGCAAUGAUUCUGAUGAUGCGUUGAACCCUGGAAAUAACUUAUACGUAACUGGAUUAUCGACUAGGGUCACAAGUAGUGAUCUUGAGAAGUAUUUUAACAGUGAAGGAAAGGUUCUGGAGUGCCAUCUGGUAACAGAUCCUCGCACCAGAGAAUCUCGUGGAUUUGCUUUUGUUACCAUGGAAACCACUGAAGAUGCUAACCGUUGCAUCAAGUAUUUGAAUCGUUCGGUGCUUGAAGGACGACUGAUUACUGUGGAAAAGGCAAAAAGAAGCCGUGGUAGGACACCAACUCCUGGCAGGUAUCAGGGACUAAGAGAUAAGCGAGGUCAUGGUCGUGGCCAUAGACGGUCCCGCAGCUACUCGCCUCGAAGAUGGGAUGACAGAGACAGAUACCCUUAUUCAAGGGACCGGAGAGGAAGAUCACGCUCUCCAUAUAGUCGGCGGAGAGAUGAUUAUUCUGAUUCAUAUAAGAGGCGCAAGGAUCGCUCUCUGUCAGCUGACCGCAGCUACCGCAGAUAG
Dovyalis caffra is the source of this 627-nucleotide messenger RNA. NCBI's taxonomy places the organism in Eukaryota, Viridiplantae, Streptophyta, Magnoliopsida, Malpighiales, Salicaceae. The record is from the annotation of a GenBank genome assembly.